Leptomonas pyrrhocoris is the source of this 2468-nucleotide messenger RNA. RefSeq names its product putative protein kinase. Gene Ontology annotation, molecular function: protein kinase activity; ATP binding. Lineage: Eukaryota; Euglenozoa; Kinetoplastea; Trypanosomatida; Trypanosomatidae. The coding region runs from base 444 to 2468 and encodes 674 amino acids. The record is from RefSeq and is a predicted model, not a curated record. The transcript has a single exon. Gene Ontology annotation, biological process: protein phosphorylation.
GCAAUCACAAGUCGAACUUACAAGAAGCACCAACAACAAUAAAAAACCAAAAGGUAAACAGUAGCUUACAAUAUGUAGGCCGUUAUGUGGAGCUGUCUGUUUUUGGUUUACCGUCUAACACCAUUUGGCACUUUUGACAUUGGAACUGUUUGUGAUUCCAGAACCCUCUGCUGCUUUUCCUCUUUUCUUUCUCCAUCAUUCCCUUCUCACCUGCUUGGCGCCAACUCGAAUCUCCCCCAAAGGGAAGAAAAAGACUUGUACAUUAAUUGGUGUUCUUCUGUUCACCGCGGCAGUGUAUGUGGGACAUAGAACUGUGGGGAUCAUCUUUUGAAAACGAUCUUGUGCUCCGUGAACAGCUUCCUUCUUCGUUUUCUUCAGCUUUUAGUAGUGUUCCCCCCAGAAUCGUCGGACUUAGGCAGACGUCCACUCGUUCGGCAAACAUCAUGUCUUUUUAUACCAACGACUACAAUGUCUGCUACGGUGGUAAUGCGGCUCAAAAUGAAGUGGCCGAGUCAGCUAUUAAGAACGACAACGCCGCCUUUGGACACCCGCCGUCACUGGGUUCAGAAUCGAGCUCCAUCUCCCCGGACGCAUCUGCAAUGCGAGUAGGUCAGCCUAACAACGGAGUCCUCAACGAUGAGAACUUUUCCCCGCGUGGCGAAGUGCCAGCGGAGCGGCAGAGGACGCCUCCUCCGAACGGCUCCGCCACGGCUGGGCAGCCGCCCACGCAGGGCAUCGUUGAGUUGACGCGGCGCGGCAGCUCUAUCGCGUCGCCGUUAGAGCCUUCGUCGCACCACAGCCACACAGACACGUACGAGCAGCCGCUGCCGCCCGAAGCGCUCGGGGCACGGCAGCUUAUCGACUACAUCUUUUCUCGUCACGCACCGGGGUGUCUGCAGAGUGCGCUGUCACGUUUGUCGGACGAUUCCCACCCGCGUCGACGGGAGGUCGGCUGGCCGAUGCCACUCCCAGCAGAGCCCGUGAAUCCCUCCAAUGGCCGCCGCCUCGUCUACUUCGGUCAGAGUCUGCGGCCUCAAUUUGUUCUCGCGGAGCAGAAGAACCGUUUUAUCGCUGUGGAGUUCAAGCCUGUGCUGCCGGCGGGGGCGGCUGCCGCGGCAGGUGCCGACCCCAAUCCAGGAGCCGCGACUUCGCCCACCAGGUACACUUCAUUUGGUACGGUGCUGGGGUACUCGGACGACAACACAAGGAUAGUCUGGCAUGACCGGUCGGAGCGUUUUGCGAGCUGCAUCUCGCUUGCUAGCAUCCAGUCGGUCCACCGCGCGGCUGCGAUGCAGUGCAAACACUGCGGCUUUGUCCUCCUGAAACUGGAACUGCAUGAACACAUGAGUACGCACAAGAAAGGCUCCGGUGUGGAGUAUGGCGUGUUCACCGACGACGACGAGCUCGGGCUGCUGUGCGGAGACUCCGGCUUAAUGCAGAACCUAACCUCUCCCCGCCGCCUCGGUGAAGGCGCGCAGGGAGUGGUGGAUCUCAUGAACGUGGUGCAGCCCACGAGUGCCGAGCUGCAGCAGGCUGGCCCUACGAGCGCCGUGUACAACUUUCGGAGCCAGCACCUCGCACACGCGUCGCGUCUGCAGAAGGUAGUGGUGAAGUCGAUGUUCUUCUCAAGCGAUAAGAUGGGUCUGCAGGAGUAUCAGAAAUCGGUCCGUUUUAUGACGGUAAUGCAGCACCCCCAUCUUGUCGAAUACUUGGCGGUGCAGUUGAAGCCAGACCACCGCACUGUGCGAAUCUGCAUGCCGUAUUACGAAGAAGGCGAUGUCUCGACUAUGAUCCGCGACUUCCGCGGCGACCACUUUGAGGAGAGUUUCGUCUGCUCCGUUGCACUGCAGUUGUCGUUGGCGCUGGCCUUUUUGCACGAGCGCAACCCGCCUAUCGUCCACGGCGACCUCAAGGUGGAGAACGUGAUGUUCUACAAUCACAAGCAGCAGAUUGUGCUCAUGGACCUCGAUGCCAGUCGGGAGGUGUCGGUGGGAAAUCAGGAAGCGGUGCAGUCCUCCCUCGGCACGACGGCGUACAUGGCACCGGAGACGCUGAAGGUGGAGCGCUUGAUGCCGUCGUCGGACAUGUGGAGCUUGGGCGUCUUUCUCUACGUCUUGACCGUGCUUCCUGACUUCCCGAUGAUUCUGAACCCCAACACGCAAAAUCUGGAUUUGCUCAACGCGGAUUCGUGGGCUACGCUGGAGGACCUGUUCGCAAUGGAAAGCUACUCCGCCAGCGCCCUCGGCGGCGGCCGCUCCAACACCGCGUCCGCACUGACAGGUCAAGGGAAUCGCGGAAUAACGUUAGGAGAAUGUGUGCGCGCCAAUGUAGUGCGCAAAGGCUUCUCAGACGACCUCGCACAGCUCAUAGUCGACCUCCUCUCCUACAACCCACUGCGGCGACCUACAGCGCACGUGGUGGGAGGGCGUCUGACGGACAUUAUGACCAAGUACCUCUUGGAUCAUUGA